Messenger RNA from Pistacia vera, 729 nucleotides. RefSeq lists its product as uncharacterized. The transcript is spliced from 2 exons. Bases 1 to 729 code for a protein of 242 amino acids. Lineage: Eukaryota; Viridiplantae; Streptophyta; Magnoliopsida; Sapindales; Anacardiaceae. The record is from RefSeq and is a predicted model, not a curated record.
AUGGUGACAAAAGAUUCAUUUACAGCUUUGUUAGUGUACAUUGAUGACAUUGUUGUUGCUUCCAAUUCCAUUGCUUGCAUUGAGUCUCUCAAGAACUUUUUGAACACUUCCUUCAAAAUUAAGGAUUUGGAUCCACUUCGAUAUUUUCUCAGCAUUGAGGUAGCAAGAUCUACCAAAGGAAUUCAUUUGUGUCAGCGAAAAUACACACUGGCUAUACUCUCAAACUCUGGUACUCUCGGCUCCAAACCUGCCAAACUACCUAUGGAUCAAAAUCUCAAGUUGCAUAAAGACUCUGGCACUCCACUCCAAGAUUGUAGCUCUUUCAGGAGACUCAUUGGCAGGCUUCUAUACUUGACAAUCACUAGGCUAAACAUUAAUCAGGAUCUUCUCCUCUCGGCUAACUCCCCUCUUAAUUUGUAUGGUUAUUGUGAUUCCGAUUGGGCUUCAUGCCCUGAUACCCGAAAAUCAACCAUUGGUUUUUGCCUCUUCAUUGGACAAUCCCUUGUCUCUUGGAAAUCCAAAAAGCAGUCCGUUGUAUCUCGUUCUUCUACCAAGGCUGAGUACCGUGCUAUGGCAGCCACUUGUUGCGAGUUUACAUGGAUUCGUCAAAUAUUUCAUAACUUGAGCAUUCCACAACCUAAUCUUGCCAUUCUCCAUUACGACAAUCAAGCAGCCUUACAUAUUGAUGCGAAGCCCGUUUUCCACGAACGUACGAAGCACAUAAAGUAG